Megalobrama amblycephala (Wuchang bream) is the source of this 6075-nucleotide messenger RNA. RefSeq names its product small nuclear RNA activating complex, polypeptide 4 (gene snapc4). Lineage: Eukaryota; Metazoa; Chordata; Actinopteri; Cypriniformes; Xenocyprididae. The transcript is spliced from 25 exons. The record is from RefSeq and is a predicted model, not a curated record. The coding region runs from base 427 to 5781 and encodes 1784 amino acids.
GAAGAUGACGCACUAUUGACGCGCGCUUCGUGUUUGGAUACGCAUGACGUUCUAUGAACGUAGAAUAGUUUUAUCGCCAGAAUUAUUCUUAACAGCUUAACUAAGUUUAUAUAAAUUAGGGUGAUAUUUGAGGUCAUUCAUUAAAAGCAACAACCUCGAGUUAUGUUGUAUAAAGUGUAAAUCUAGUUCAGAGAUCCCAAGCGCACUCUGUGUGAACAUGCUGCUGCUGUAUAACGUUAGGUAGAUUUGAGUGAGACAUUCAGAAGCGCGAGCAAUGAUGCUACAGGAUCCAGCAGGUGUUAUUAUUGUGUUUGUGUUAUAGAAGAUCGGCAAUGCUGAAGCCCACAGCAGCUAACGUUAAUGCAUUAAAGGAAAGCUAAUGUAAGCACAUGUACAGACGGACAACUAGGUUUCAUCUUGUCUAAAAUGGCAACGGAUGACUUGCUUGCGAAGAGGGAAAAAAUCCAGAGGGAGAUUUUGGCUCUUGAGAGUUCUCUGGGUGCAGACAGCAGCAUCAUAGACAUACUGUCAUCUGACAGCGAUGAUGAAUCUGAUGACAGUGGACCUGCGACUGAAGGAUUGCCUGAUGACUUGGAGACAGAGCGGCUGCGGAUUCAGAGGGAGAUUGAAGAGUUAGAGAAUACACUUGGUGCUAAUGCUGCACUCGCUGGCGUAUUGGAGGACAGUGAACAUGGAUCUGAUUCUAGUGAUGAAGACAGUGAUGAUGAUGAUGAUGAGUUGAAUCUCCCGCAAAAUGUGGAGACUUGUCUGCAAAUGAAUUUGGUCUAUCAGGAGGUGCUAAAAGAGAAACUAUCUGAGCUGGAACAGCUCCUCAAAGAGAAUCGACAGCAGCAGAAAGAGGUUGAGGCCCAGCUCUCUGGCCCGAGCACUUCUGUCUCCUCUGUACUAGGACUUCCCCCUCAGAAACUCUAUCUUGGAUACUUCAUGAAGCCUUACUUCAAAGACAAACUCACUGGUCUGGGCCCUCCAGCAAAUCCAGAAACGAAAGAGAGGCUGAGUCAUGGUACCAGACCCAUUGAUGAGCUGAAAAUAAGAAGAUGGGAGGGUUGGCAGAAGACUUUGCUGACUAACGGAGUCGCCAAAGACAUUCUGAAAAGGAUGCUACAACCCAAACUAUCCAAGCUGGACUAUUUGAGUGCCAAGAUGUCUAGAGCUGGGGAUGAGGAAAAAGAGCAGUUGAAAAAACAAAUGGAAUUAAUUGAGAAAGAUAUUGCAGAAAUAAGCACCCUGAAAGAUGAUCAGCUGGUGGGCAAUCGCCAUGAUGAUCAUGACUGGGAGAAAAUAUCAAAUAUUGACUUUGAAGGUUUGCGACAGGCUGAGGAUUUGAAAAGGUUCUGGCAGAACUAUUUGCACCCCUCCAUUAACAAGUCUGUGUGGAAAAAGGAUGAGAUUGAUAAACUGAAAGGAAUUGUAGAGGAAUACAAUUGCUGCCAUUGGGACAAAAUCGCAGAGGCUCUUGGGACGAACAGGACGGCUUUCAUGUGCUUCCAGACUUAUCAGCGCUACAUUUCAAAGACCUUCAAAAGGAAAGAGUGGACACCGGAAGAAGACCAGGUCCUCCGAGACCUUGUUGAGAAAAUGAGAAUCGGCAACUUCAUUCCUUACAUACAGAUGUCGUAUUUCAUGCCGGGCCGUGAUGGAUCACAGCUGGCAUAUCGCUGGACGUCUGUUCUGGAUCCCUCUAUAAAGAAAGGUCCCUGGUCUAAAGAGGAGGACCAGUUAUUGCGGAAUGCUGUCGCAAAAUAUGGCCCUAAAGAAUGGGGGAAAAUCAAAAUGGAAGUGCCAGGCAGGACCGACGGUGCUUGUCGUGACAGGUAUUUGGAUUGUCUUCAGGAGAAUGUGAAAAAGGGGCCUUGGAGCGAAGAGGAGGUAGAACUACUAAAAAAACUGGUUGAGAAAUAUGGUGUUGGCAAGUGGAGUAAGAUUGCCUCAGAGAUCCCAAACCGGGUUGACUGCCAGUGCCUGAACAAGUGGAAAUUACUGACAAAAGCUUGUCAAAAUAAAGGCAUAAAAAGGAAGCCAACAACAAUACAACAAAAAGCAAAAAGACGAAAAGUUUUGAGAAAAAAAAAUAAAAAAGAGAUGGGAACCUCCUCCAGCUCUGAGGAUGAAAAAAAGUUAAAGUAUAUGGACAGUGAUGCUGAAUCAGACGUACCCUUAGUUGAAGCAAUGGAAAUACCACAAAAGGACUAUGUACAGACAGAUAUGAAGAAAUGGAUACCUGCAAAUGCAAACUUACUGGUUGUUUCUCAAGAAACUCUCAGGACAGUAUGGGUGCGUCUUCCCACCAAUGAGGAGGAGCUACAGUAUGCCACUAAAGAAUCAGAAUUAGGCCGCAAUCGAUCAGAGAAGAGCAAGUGUUCGAAAGUCAGGCCCGUUUUGGUGCGCAACACCGUUCUGAACCGCUUCGGAAACAUUGAAAGAACUUAUGUGGGUAUGAAUCCUGUUGUCCUGCAAAGCCAGACUGACGAUGAGAAGGCCAUGAUCAAGGUGGCAGAGAGUGAUUUUAGACUCUUCGUGCAGUGCAAGGGAACAUCUGUAAUAAAGAAAGUAAAAAGUCCAGCAGAUAAAAAGAAAGUCCAGGAAAAUCCAGGAAUUAAAAAAAGAAGGCUGGUUCAGGACAUGCUCAGCCUUAAAAAUGACCUCCUGAAAGCUAUCACCCCAUGGAUUGGUAAUGUGAUCAUGCCUCUCCCAGUGAAAGAAAAUACACUUUGCGAAGGUGAUAUUGUUGGAAAAAAAGCAGAAGACAUCCCUCUUCCUAAGACAUCAAUGCUUAUAUUUUUUAUCAAAGCUUUUCACAUAGAUGUCGUGGGUUGCAGAAAUGUCAUUGAAAUUCAGCAAGAGAAAGGCAUUAAGGAGCCUAUUUCUGGAUGUAACCCGACAACAGUUUAUUUAGGUCCUCCUAAAACAGUGGCAGUGAUGCUUCAGGAAGGAAAGAAGAAAGCUGAACACAAGAAACCUGCAGAACCUCCUCAACAUCCACCUCCCCUGCAGCCAGUUCAUCAUCUUAACCCUCCCCAGCUGCCAGUCAGGCAAAUGAUGCCCCUUGCUUUGAUUCAUCCCAACAAUCUUGUCAUUACACAGCCAAACAUACAGGAGGCAGUGAAACCUUUAAUGCCUAAAGGACAGAAAGUAUCACUACAACUACAGUCACCUCCACAAGCUAUGUCACCGAUUCCUCCACCGGUAAUACAAGGGACACCUCCAGUGCAACCCAUUACAACCUCAAUGUCCACAUCACCAAGUGAAGAGGACUCCGACUGCGUCAGAUCUAUGAAACGCAUCCGCAAACCUACUGAGAAAGUCCAAGCCCUAAUGGAAGAAUCAAAAGCUAAAAGUAGCAAAAAAGUGUCACAGAAACAAAAAAAGGGCAAACACGCUGUUCCGACUGUUACAUUGCAGACGCAGCCAAUAAACUGGAUUCUUACCCCCACUGGUUUGGUACAAAUAACUGGCCCACUUUCUGCUAAUAUCCCAAGCAACCAGACACUGAUUGUGCCAAACAGUUCCCCCCUAAAUAACAGUACUUGUCCAUUUACCUCAACCAAUUUAUACCCAUUAUCAUCUGCCCCUAUUGUUGCUGCUGCUUCUGUCAGUCCAGCCCUUAUAAGUUCUUCUGUCUCAGAUGCCUCCAGCUAUACCCAAAAGACUUCCUCCUCUAUGAACAUUAGCCCCAGAGGUAAUAAGUCAGGCAUCCAGAUGCCUCCUUCAACUACUAGUUUAGUACAGAACCAAAGUAUGCCACAUAGUGUUCAGGGGUUGUCCCAAGCACCUACCAGUGUUGACCAGAAAAGUUCUAAUGUUGGAGCUACAAAGAACUCAUCAGACUCCUCCUCUGAUGAAGCGAUUGUAAGGCAAUAUAAAUCAUCUCCAUCAACUGUUCCCAGUGCAUCUCAUGCUGUUUUCAGUGUUAUUCCAGUUCCCUUGACUGUGCAAACUUUGACUAGUGGACCAACAAAUGAAGUGGCAAAGCCUUGUGGUGUUUCUGAAAAUGGCUGCUUUCCUGUGAAAACUAGUCAGCUGCCAACCAUCAUCCAACAGAACAGUUUACCCUUCACAAUAUUGAGCCCCUUUUGUGCUCCUGGAAGACCUCUCCAACCUCUGGGAGCACUUCAGAUUGCAGCUCCAUCCCCUCAGGUUGUAGCUUCAUCACUUUAUGUUGUUGCUCCAUCACCUCGUGUUGUUGCUGCAUCACCUAGUGUAGUAGCUUCACCACCUCGUGUUGUAGCUUCACCACCUCGUGUUGUAGCUCCACAGCCUCUUGUUGUAGCUCAGUCGCCUCGUGUUGUAGCUCCAUCACCUUGUGUAGUUGCUUCAUCACCUUGUGUAGUUGCUCCACCACCUAGUGUUGUUGCUUCAUCACCUUGUGUAGUUGCUCCAUCACCUCUUGUUGUAGCUCAGUCGCCUCGUGUUGUAGCUCCAUCACCUUGUGUAGUUGCUUCAUCACCUUGUGUAGUUGCUCCACCACCUAGUGUUGUUGCUUCAUCACCUUGUGUAGUUGCUCCAUCACCUCUUGUAGCUCAGUCGCCUCGUGUUGUAGCUCCAUCACCUAGUGUUGUUGCUCCAUCGCCUUGUGUAGUUGCUCCAUCGCCUUGUGUAGUUGCUCCAUCGCCUUGUGUAGUUGCUCCAUCACCUCGUGUAGUUGCUCCACCACCUCGUGUAGUUGCUCCACCACCUUGUGUUGUAGCGCCACUGCCUCAUGUUGUAGCUCAAUCGCCUCGUGUUGUAGCUCCAUCACCUAGUGUUGUUGCUUCAUCACCUUGUGUAGUUGCUCCAUCACCUCUUGUUGUAGCUCAGUCGCCUCGUGUUGUAGCUCCAUCACCUAGUGUUGUUGCUCCAUCGCCUUGUGUAGUUGCUCCAUCUCCUUGUGUAGUUGCUCCAUCACCUCGUGUAGUUGCUCCAUCACCUCGUGUAGUUGCUCCACCACCUCGUGUUGUAGCUCCACCGCCUCGUGUUGUAGCUCCAUCACCUAGUGUUGUUGCUUCAUCACCUUGUGUAGUUGCUCCAUCACCUCUUGUUGUAGCUCAGUCGCCUCAUGUUGUAGCUCCAUCACCUAGUGUUGUUGCUCCAUCGCCUUGUGUAGUUGCUCCAUCACCUCGUGUUGUAGCUCAAUUACCUCGCGUUGUAGCUCCAUCACCUCGCAUUGUAGCUCCACCAGUAGCACCUCAAAUCACAACUUUAAAUGAACCAUUGAUCCCUAUUUCUGAUCUUCCCUCUGAUGGUGUGAGCUUCGAUCCUCACUUGAUAUUUCCUGAGCAGUCAUCUGAAGUAGAUGACUGGAUAAAUGGGAAAGGUGGAAUACCGAUACCUCAUCUAGAGAUGUCUUUGCCUUACCUUCCACCAUCUGCUGCCAGCAUCAAAACACUGACUUGUUUGCUCAAAGCUAAACAAUCUCUGCUUACAUCUGCAGUGAAAAAACUGCCAGUUGAGUAUCAAAAUGGCAUGGGAGAAGAAGCUCAAGUAGCUGCCAUCCGCAAAAUGAUUGCAGAAAGGUUUGCCUCUAAUCCAGCGUACCUGCUUUUCAAGGCUCGUUUCUUGUCAUGCUUUACCUUACCAGCCAUUUUGGCCACUAUAAACCCAUCUGAGAAAUGUCAGUCAGAUAACACUAGUGAUGAAGAUGAGGACUUACAUUUACUACAGAGGAAAAAAAGUGUUAAGCCUGCAAGGAUUGAGCUUAACAUGAAUGAAAACGAAGCAUCAGCAAAACAGUUCUCAGGAAUCAGUACAAAAAGGCAAAAGAGUCGACGUCAAGUUACAUAAGAUUCAUCAGUUGUUUAAUGUCCAUACCAUGCUAUAGCAAUGAAGUGCUAAUGGCUUUAGAUUCUGUUCAAUCUAACUUUUUAUUAGUUUAAGGGACCAGUAUGUGUUCAUUGUACUGAAUUUUUUUUUUUUUACUCCAUCCAUAUGUUUUGUUGUAAGAACAUGUGUCCUCGCAAUUUUCUUUGGGGAAAAAAGACAGCGUUUUGCACUGAAUUAUUGUAAUUGUUCUUAAAAUAUUUUAUACUUUUGUUUUGCUGCUGUUGUUUUUUGAAUAAAAUAUUUGGAAUUGUGAAA